Marchantia polymorpha subsp. ruderalis is the source of this 1665-nucleotide messenger RNA. NCBI's taxonomy places the organism in Eukaryota, Viridiplantae, Streptophyta, Marchantiopsida, Marchantiales, Marchantiaceae. The record is from the annotation of a GenBank genome assembly.
UCAGGCCUAGUGAACUUGUUGGCAUCCUCUUGGAUUCACGAUGGGACCUUGAAGAUAUCGAGGCAUUGGUGUGCAUGGAGAUUGAUUGAAUGAAUCUGUCGUCAGGGCAGGCAGAAUUAGGUUUUGAUUAUUGGGAAGUGGAGCCUCACGCUGCCCAAGUACUCGCCGAGCCUGAGGAGAAGAGUCGGCCGUCGGGUUCGAACAUUCUACGCACGUAGAGGUGUCUGGAGGAUUCGAGGUGUCGAGAGAAGUUUCGACGAUUUGAGAGGGAAGUAAGAUGCCGGGGAUGAUGGAAUUUGGGGAGGUUCAAUCGACGAGAAACGGGACUCUGUCCGAAGGCCACUUCGUUAGUGAGCCGACUACCGGUCGUCUUCUCUUUGGAGGUGCCAUCACCUGCAGGGUUCCCAGUCGAUUUGUGGACGUCUCUGACAUAAGGGAGGUUCCCGACAAUCAGGAAGUUUUGUGCGAUUAUGAUCGAGAGGAGAGUAUAAUAAUUGAGUUACUCGAGUUCAAAUCAGACGUCAGCGAUGAGGAUAGUGCAAGGUGGUUCCUACAAAAUGUGGCCGAGGAACAGGAAGCAGAGAAUACCGUGACUAUCGAAGACAGAAGGGUGCUCACAGUGGUCGACGUCCCACACAUGCCUACAUCCACCGUCAUGAACGCCGCUUGUGGACACAUGACUAUCACUAAAACCCGGCAGUUCGAUGGACUACCGAAUAUUGCAAACAUGGAUACCGGCAGUGGUACUUCAACACAACAUCUUGUGAAGGCUCAUCUCGCCAAUAUUCGACUGCGAAACGUGGAAACUGAUGUCGUUAUAACUAUCAAUGAAAAAUUGGACAACAGGCCCCAAACUCCAUCUUCGACUGCUCUAGAACCAGCAACCCCUGAAGAAGUAAGUCGCAUAUCAACGGCUGAUCUGCUCAGUCUUGUGCUAAGAACUCUGAAGAUUGAAGAUUGGACUUUAUUCGUCAGCUAAGUCCCUCUACCGGUCAUCGAGUGGGUACGUAAGGUCAGAACCUAUGUUGGAGGAAUGCUGUAGUUAUCUGCCACAAAAGGUGCCUACGGGGAACGCGGGAGACCAUGGCGACUCCCCAGGAGUGCCAUGUGAAGACGGAGCGCAGGUGCUUGGAGACAGUCACGUCUCAUUGCCACAUUUCAAAUGUCGUAUCAGGAUUCAGCCGGGAGGAGUAGAUCCUGUUGUCGUCUCUCGUGUACUGGAAUUUAGCCUGACAAUUUGUAGUGGUUACUCAGAAAGGAUACGGUGGUGGUAUUAAUUUCGAAUAGGAGAAGUGAGCAUAUUCGUGUUUUACACGGUUGAAAUCUCCUUCUUUUUUUCAAAUUCACCAAUCACAUCUAAAUCUUGAGGUGUCUCCUUCCACCACCACCAGCCUUCCAUAGUGAAUGCAUGACUGCAAGCAUCACCGAAUGGAAGAUGACUAGGAAGAGCAUGGGAUCUUCCGCUUGUGGCCAUCAAGUGCCCACUGUAGUCACCUGUAAUUGUGAAUCUCCGACACGGAGGAGUCGAACUUCUCAACUGUGCUCUACUAUUACUGCGAGUAGGAUCCACAGGAAAGACGGUCGCAGGAUAAAUUCAUGUAACGGCGUUUGGUCAGAAAAUGUGAAGUCUACUACACGUACGGCUUUCUGGAAAAGUUGUUUCUC